UAGAGCAGGGACAUCACAGGCUGCACUUGCAGCGGCGCGUCGCCGGAGACGGAGCGCUUCCACUCUCUGUGGCCAUUAAAAUCAUUUGUUGCUGUCGAGGCUCCGCUGUCCAACAGUCCGAAGGUUGCGUUUUAAACCCAGCGCGCACUGAAGGAUAUCCACAGACUACGAGCAUUACAGAUGGACUGGCUCACACCUGAGAUGUGAAGUGUGUUAUGUGAGCCAAGGUGUUUUCCCACCUCGCUGGUGGUGGGGAGAGAUGUUGCACUCCGUUGCCAUGACAGCAGAAGUUCUCUUUGUUCUGGGGUUCCUGAUGUGUGGUGUCCAGUGUAAUCCUAUAGCGGCGAGCCGAGAACGUCUGGAAAAAGUGUUGACCCAAGCAAGGGAGGACAAACAUCAGGACAAGCAGGCCCCAGAGGAGCCGCUAGGAUACGACGCCCAGCAACAGAUAAAUGCUUUGGGCCCCAACAGGACUUCCCUCAGGACGAACCCCAGCUCCCAGUCACGAGGAUCUAAGGGAGGGAAGCCCCUAGAGCUGUGGACAGAGCAGGACAGCUUGAACCAAAUAGACGAGGGCCCCACAAGCGACGUCACCCUCUCUUUGGACGCCAUCGACGAGUACGCCUACCCAGACUACCGGGGGAAAGGCUGCAUGGAUGAAAGUGGCUUCGUGUUUGCCAUUGGUGAGCAAUUCACCCCGGGCCCUUCAACGUGCCCUUGCCUCUGCACGGACGAGGGCCCUAUGUGCACCAAGCCAGAAUGUCCCAAGGUUCACCCUCGCUGCAUUAAAGUGGACACUAGCCAAUGCUGCCCGCUGUGCAAGGAGAAAAAGAACUACUGCGAGUUCCGGGGCAAGAUCUACGCCUCGCUAGAGGAAUUUAAGGUGUCUCCAUGUGAGAAGUGCCGAUGUGAGCCAAGCGGGGAGGUGCUCUGCUCGGUGGCAGCCUGCCCGCAGACGGAGUGUGUGGACCCGGAGUACGAGCCGGAUCAGUGCUGUCCCAUCUGCAAGACUGGUCCAAAUUGUUACGCAGACACUUCUGUGAUACCGGCUGGGCGAGAGGUGAAGAUUGAUGAGUGUACAAUCUGCUACUGCACAUACGAGGAGGGCACAUGGCAGAUUGAGCGUCAGGCCACCUGCAGUAAGAACGAAUGCCAGCGGAGUUAAAGACUGGCACAGUCAGAGGGUACUUUGGCACGCAACACCAGCGCCAAUCCGCAUGUAAACUCUCGGCCUUCACCCACUCUACCGGGCAUCAGGGUCGGACUGCAGCCCUCGAGCAUUUCAGCAUUUAUAGUCACUCCUGUAUUACUGAAAAAAAAUAAAAAUGCUUUUAUGAAAGUUUAUAAUCCACACACAGAAUAUCUAUUUAUCUAUGUAUUAAAUUAUUUAUGAAUAUAUUCAAAUAAAAGAGACAUUAAUGCUGAACUAGUGAACAAAUAUUUUUUAUAGCCUCUGUAUUUUAUUAAGCAAUGUAUUGGACCAGAGGUCAUUAAAACAGAAUGUAUAGAACACACACAGCUGUCUUUGGAGGAAAAACCUCACUUUCUCGACAUGUGGGGACAAAUCCUGACACCCGUCCCUCUACCACCAAAGUGCAGACUAGACUGUGAGAUCCAUUUCAGAAUAAUGGGUAAAGAUUUGCUGUGUAUAGAACGAUGAAGUGGACACUCAACAACAAAAACAACAGAGUAAAAAACAACGGAACUCAAUAGGACUUGGACUGUUUCCUGAUUUCUUUUAUCUCUUU
This is a messenger RNA of Eleginops maclovinus (Patagonian blennie), 1748 nucleotides long. It is a transcript of the gene vwc2, whose product is annotated as von Willebrand factor C domain containing 2. Gene Ontology annotation, molecular function: protein binding. Gene Ontology annotation, cellular component: AMPA glutamate receptor complex. Gene Ontology annotation, biological process: negative regulation of BMP signaling pathway. The record is from RefSeq and is a predicted model, not a curated record. Lineage: Eukaryota; Metazoa; Chordata; Actinopteri; Perciformes; Eleginopidae. The transcript has 5 exons. Bases 260 to 1165 code for a protein of 301 amino acids.